Messenger RNA from Lineus longissimus, 2629 nucleotides. RefSeq names its product muscarinic acetylcholine receptor M1-like. Gene Ontology annotation, cellular component: dendrite; plasma membrane. Lineage: Eukaryota; Metazoa; Nemertea; Pilidiophora; Heteronemertea; Lineidae. The record is from RefSeq and is a predicted model, not a curated record. Gene Ontology annotation, molecular function: G protein-coupled acetylcholine receptor activity; G protein-coupled serotonin receptor activity. Bases 326 to 2518 code for a protein of 730 amino acids. The transcript is spliced from 2 exons. Gene Ontology annotation, biological process: G protein-coupled receptor signaling pathway, coupled to cyclic nucleotide second messenger; chemical synaptic transmission.
CCAGCUCGGUCGGUACGCACACCACACAGCAGACGACAUUCUAAAUGGAUUAGACAUGCAGCUGCAAACUGUUUUGAUAUUUGUUUCUCACUGAGAAUUCGUAAAUGAUAUACAUGUACCGAAAUCAGAGAGCAGGCCACCGUAACAUUCAUUUUUGCAUCCGACUAAAGGCUGUUAGGAUUAUUUACUUUGAAUAAGUUAUAUGUCGUUUGGGCACAUUGGGGUUGCCAUCUGUGGAGGUGUCGUCUGAAAUAAGCUGAAGAUCCUUGAGUUUGGCUUAAAGAGGAGGGAUGACAAGGUUCCUUGCCGCACUUCAACCCAGAUAAUGACUGAAACAGGCCUAACCAGUGGAGUGACAAAUGAUUCUGAAGCUACGGUGAUACAGGGUAUAUUUCUGGACUUGUGUCCACGGAAUCCGGGUGAAAAUGAUUCUUUAUGGAUAUAUAAUACUACGGAUUACUCAAAUUUAAAAUGUUCAAGGAAUGGAUCUUCGGAUUUUGGGCCAGAAAGACACCGGCCAUGGGGAGUUGCUGUUGAUGUUGUUUUAGGAAUUUGUCUGUUUCUACUGAGCAUUUUAACAUUCACCGGAAAUGCAAUGGUGCUACAUGCAGUACGGACCGAAAGGAGACUUCAAACGGUCAGCAACAUGUUCAUUGUCAGCCUCGCUGUGGCAGAUCUCGUUGUCGGGUUAAUCGUCAUGCCCAUCAGCGCCCUUUAUAUUUUCACCGAGAGUUGGCCAUUCGGGAAGGUGAUAUGCGACAUGUGGAUAGGAAUAGAUUAUACUGCCAGUACGGCGUCCAUUUUGAAUUUGUUCAUUUUGAGUUUAGAUAGGUAUUGGUCAGUGACGUCUCCGCUAAAAUACAUACGCAAAAGAACGAAAAAGCGCGCCAUUAUCAUGAUAGGAAUAGUAUGGUUUGUGAGUGCUUUAUGGAUUAUUCCGAUUGUCGGAUGGCAUCAUUUUUCAACGGCUGGCGUUCGGACGGUACCGCCUGAUGUUUGCGACACGGAGUACGCAACGGAUACUGUCUUCAAAGUUUCCACUGCAAUGGUUAAUUUUUACAUUCCUUUAGCUAUCAUGUAUGGUUUGUAUGGUAAAGUCUUUCACGAGAUCAGAAAACGUUCCGAGUUUGAGUUGGGUCGAAAGUGUGGCGGGGGAGGUGCGUAUUUUGCUAGCUAUCAGACCACGUUUGAAGAGAGUGGUGAGCGGAACGAUACAUUCGCGGAUAUUACUCCGCCUUCGCCGGAAGAAGGUGACUUGAUGUUAGAAAAACCACCUGAUGACACGGAGACUUCGGAAGAAGAGCCCAAUAAAUUCAAUUCAAAAUACGAUUAUAGCAAUCUAAAGCUCAUACGAGAAACUGCUAAUAGUUUACGAGGAAGCCAAAGCCCCAGGACAGGGCGGCAGCAGAUUCGAUUGAAUGUAGAGUACGCGUACGAUGAGUGUGUGACAGAUGACACCACAGAGCAGGUCCAGCCUUACCUGCACGAAGAACAUAGCAUGACUGUCCUCGGGGUUCACAAUGGAGAUACGGAUAAAAACGGGAAGUGCGAAACGACCUUCAUCAAUCUGAGCUCAAGUCCUAUCAACGGACGAAAAAUUGAGGAUCAUUUACAGAAUAAGUUUUCAAAUAUGACAAAGCCUUUACGUAGCCGAAGUCCAUCUCCUAAGUCUAUAUCAUGUCAAUCAUCCUUUCGAAAUAUAAGCGAAUCACCAAAAGAGAGACAAAUAUUUGACCAGGAGAUGCCUGUGACAUUUUCGCCUGUUUUGUGUGGCCGUGGAAGUCAGAACUCUUCUCCAAAACUACCUCUUCAUAAUACGCUUAGCUUAGAUGACGCGUGUACAAUCUCACAAAACGACCCUCUAGCCGCUGAUAGAAUCAUUGUAAACUCAAAUUCCACUCCACAUCUCAAAAGUAGUUUAAGAAAAGCCAAUUCGUCGCCUCCGCACAAGAAAGUAGUUCUAGAUAUGCCUGAAGAAAGUCUGACUCGUGGAAAAGUUCAAAGAGAGAAUAGUAAGAAUAGUGCGCGGACUCCGUGCCUUUCUCAAUUGAAUCCCUUCGCAAGCGAGAGGGGCGUACGCUCAAUAUUAUCCACCGUGACUAAGAAUAACCAAAACUCGUCUCCUUCGCGGCGAGCCCUGAUCCAAUCUCGCUCGGGGAAUGGCCUAAGGAAAGUUGCCACCGCAAAUAAACAUGGCUCGCGGAGCAAGCGCCGAAAGCCCAGCCUGUCCUUAACGAAGGAAAUAAAAGCAGCACGGCAACUCGGGGUAAUCAUGGGUGCGUUCACGUUAUGUUUCCUUCCAUAUUUCGUCCUUUUUAUGGUCGUAUCAUUCUGCGAGGGGUGUAUAGAUGUGGGAACCAUCACAGCAGUCACCUGGGUGGGUUACAUCAAUUCCACUCUUAAUCCGUUUCUUUAUCCUCUCUGCAAUGCUGGUUUCAGAAGAAAGUUCCGGAAAAUGUUUCGAAUGAAAACUCACUUUCGACGGGCCAGCUACAUGUAUGACCCAAGAUACGACUGAAUACGUACGGGUAUCGCGUUCAUGUCAAUCGUUUUAAUAAAGAAGACAGGUGAACUUAAUGUUGCAUCGUGCUCCAUUGCCCAAGAAUAGUUGGUGAGAUCCCAAGAGAAA